This is a messenger RNA of Symbiodinium natans, 363 nucleotides long. Lineage: Eukaryota; Dinophyceae; Suessiales; Symbiodiniaceae. The record is from the annotation of a GenBank genome assembly.
AUGGAGUAUGAGCGCGAGCAGAUCUGCGGCAUCUAUGGCAUCUGCGGAAUCUGUGCAGCUCGGAAGGCAGUUGCAAGGGUAUGCGCGCUUCUUUGCCUCGUUGAAGUCUGCUUCUGCUUGCAGGGAAAGGGAUCAGGGACUCUCCAAUCUGACCCAGGAGCCUCACAGUCAAGGGUGCGUAGGAAGCGCUGCUCAAAAAGGCAGACCGAAAGACUUUCAGCCCAGCCCUGGCUGCCAGCGGCUGGAAUCUGCGCCAGGAUGUCAAGGUACAAGAUCUACCGAGGAAUUGUCAACCUGCCCCUUCCUGUGUUCGCAUCCUUACCUCGGAGAAGUGGCAAGGGCAACACGGAGGAGCAUGAUUGA